AUGGGCAAACCGGCUGCCCACCGGGAGGUCAGCGAGCGGGCCGACCAGGAGAUGGUGCGGCUGCAGGAGGCUAGGGAGUACCUGCGGGGCCGCACCCUGCAGGUGGUCACCAUCCAGCGUCCGCCGUUCGCGAUCCUCACCAUGGCCUCCGACGGCAAGACCAUACUGCAGGCCACCGGCUUCUGCUUCGAGAUGCUAUCGGCCCUCAUGGAGAAGUACGGAUUCAACAUCAGCCUCCAGCUGCCGUACGACGGCAACUGGGGGAGCCGCCUGGACAACGGCACGUGGAACGGCAUGGUUGGCAUGGUCAACAGAUCGGAGGUGUCCCUGGGCGUGGCUGGGUUCACCAUUACUCAGGUGCGUGAGGAGGGCAUCGACUUCACGAUCCCCUUCUACGAGGAGCCCUCAGCCAUUCUCAUUCCGCCGCCCAAGGCCCAGAGCAAGAUGUUCGCGGUUAUAAGGCCCUUCUCAUGGAAGGUAUGGAUUGCCGUGAGCGUACUGCUGCUCGUGAUCGCACCCGUGUUCUCGUUCUUGGAGCAUUUUGAAGAGGACCUGAUACCGAAGCUCUACCCCCACCGACCGAACGCCAAGGUGCGCUACUUCAGCAUUCAGUGGUACAUCUUCGGCGGUCUUCUUUCUCAAGGCGGCCAGGUCAUCCCCACCAACACGGCGUCCCGUGUGCUGCUCGGCGUCUGGUGGCUCGUCGCCAUCACUAUCAUCGCCAGCUAUACAGGCACGCUGAUCGCAUUCCUGACCGUGCCCACUGUGACGGACCGGAUCAACUCGCUGGAGGACCUGGUGGCCCAGCGCGAGCUCAAGUGGACCUACCGGCGCUACACGUCACACGAUAGCCUCUUCAGUACAUCGCAGUCGGAGAUAUACAAGAGCAUCGGCAGCAAGCACACUGACCUUCGAGUCGGGUCGGACGCUGAGGGCAUCGCCGGGGUCCUCUCCGGGCGCUGGGCCUUUAUCAAGGAGAAGUCCUACCUGGAUUUCGCCCUGGACCACGACUUCCAGACCAGUCGCAAGUGCCGACUUAAGAUAGCGAAACAAGAGUUCUUCACGGCCGGCUUUGGCUGGAUUCUGGAGACGGGCAGCCCCGUCAAGGAUCUCUUUAAUCUGGAGUUCCUGCGCAUGUCCGAGUCGGGGCUGUUCGACAAGUGGCGCUCCGACUACUGGCCGCCGGCGUCCAACUGCAGCACGGGCGCCAUCUUCACCGACGUCACCACCAAGCCGCUGAUGGUGGAGGACAUCGUCUCGUCGCUGAUCCUGUACCUGUUGGGCGUGCUGCUGGCGCUGCUGGUGUUCGUGCUGGAGAGGCUAUCACGGCUGGGCCGCCCCCUGGCCGGCGGCGACGGCGUCCGCAAAGCCUGGCUGCGGCACCACCCGAAGAGAGUCCAGCCCUGGCUAGGGCGGCACUGA
Messenger RNA from Pollicipes pollicipes, 1422 nucleotides. RefSeq names its product glutamate receptor ionotropic, delta-1-like. NCBI's taxonomy places the organism in Eukaryota, Metazoa, Arthropoda, Thecostraca, Pollicipedomorpha, Pollicipedidae. The transcript is spliced from 11 exons. The record is from RefSeq and is a predicted model, not a curated record. Gene Ontology annotation, molecular function: ligand-gated monoatomic ion channel activity. Gene Ontology annotation, cellular component: membrane. Bases 1 to 1422 code for a protein of 473 amino acids.